UUUUUAGGACUGGUACAAUUACUCGCGAAAUUUGAUUCUAUAAUGUUGAACCAUGACAUGCUAGCUCUUAAAAGAAAUUUUUCUGAUCAUUGCUGUGGGAAAACUAUUCAAAAUGAAGUGAUAGAUGUAAUGGCAUCAAAAGUAACAAACAUAAUCAUAUCCAAA
Messenger RNA from Helobdella robusta, 165 nucleotides. RefSeq lists its product as hypothetical. The annotation marks the transcript as partial. Lineage: Eukaryota; Metazoa; Annelida; Clitellata; Rhynchobdellida; Glossiphoniidae. The transcript has a single exon. The record is from RefSeq and is a predicted model, not a curated record.